AAAAAUUAAUUCCACUAUUAAUUAUUACAUUAUGAAAUUAUGGUCAUGAACAGAAUUUAAAUCCCUUCACAAUUUGUUUUGACUGAUACCACCGAUACAAAGAUUCAGUAGAACUAUUAUAUUGAGUAUAUUGCACAUUGUCUUCAAGCUUCUUUUCUAACUGCAUAUACGAAUCAUGAUAUAUUUGAACAAGCGAUGCACAAUUACACUGCACAUUGACUUGAUCGCUCUGGCACAGUUUGAUUCUGAAGCAAGUUGCAGUUUGCACCGGUAGCUUAUAUUGCGGUUUAGGUAAGAAGAAGUCUGAUACUGAAUUGUCAUCAUUCUUCUUCAACAUAACGAACACAUUUGUCAUAUUUAAGGGAGUACCCAUGGCUUCUUGAAACUCGCUGCACUCCAACAGGGACCUGUACGCAAUCAAAUCAAACAAAUGUAAAUUAUUAUCGCAAUUGUUUAUAAUUGUAUACAGUGAAUAAUUAUUAUGUUCUCUUAUUCCUAUUGACCUUAUGAGUUUUAAAAGCGGUUUCCUCGAAGAAUGUUGAUACUCUUUAUGCUGUCUGCUGUUGAGAAUAUACGAAGGGAGUUCUAUCGCGAUGCAGAGCUUCGAGGAAAAUAUCGUGGAGCCAAACAAUAUAGCAAUUUCCUUGACGUCGCAAUUCUUGAGAAAGAAUUGCGAAGCUAAAUGAUCCGAGACGUUCUUCAGCAUAUUCGACAAGGUUUUGAAAGAGGCCACGUUUUUAUCUGUCGCCUUCACAUUAGUCUGAUACUUGGCUAAGGCUUCGUAGGCGAACGGUAUCUGUUGUUUUUGAUACAAAAUGUAUUUCAUGAGUUCGAUCACCACUUUUGUGUACGAGUCAUCGGUCAGCGGCUCGUCCAGAUUUACGUUAAUUUCCGUUUCGCCUUUCUGGCCUCUGGAAAACAUGUUUCACGAAGAAGGAAUUCAAAACGAAAUAUCUAUAUAUCUUGGAAUGGAAAUCGUCCGCACGAGAAAAGAAAAAAAGUCAUCGACACAACAGCAUUCGCAUGAUACCCUUUUUUUAAACGGAUUGAAGGUUAGUUUAGGUUCAAAUUUGGAAUACUAGAAAGGUUAGGUUCGAUAAGUCGAAGAUAUAGAACCUGCUUCAUGCGACGUGUUGGUUGCCAUGUCUAGUUAGUUACUAAAUUCAGUUUAUUUACAUCCGCCGUUGAAAUAUAUGAAUUUUGAAGUUUCAUGGAGAACUAUAAACAGAAAUAUGUAUUGUGAGAUAUAAAAUAUCUGAUAAUGGAUCUGAAGACCAAGCGGAUGAGAGAGCUGCUGGAACCUCUGCAACAGCAGAUGAGCAUACUGCAUUCAUUGCUAACCAACGUUUCUGUUAAUUCAUCAGAAAUUUUGCUUACAAAAUCAACAAUCUUUGAGUAUCUGUAUUCCUUAAUUCAGAGAUUUACGAAUUUAGCAAGUAAUGAUAAUUGUGACAAUGAAGAAGCAAAGUGUAAUGAUGCAGGGACAAAUUCAAAAUAUGUUUCUCUGUUGAAGGAUAUUGACAGGCUUAUUGAAGCUCUUAAGAGCAAUGAUAUUAAUAAAAAUACGACAGAAUUAUUACUUAAUAAUUUCACAUUAGCCUUGCGAGCUUUAGAGGAUUUAGAAUGUUUGCCGUUGAAGCAAAGGCUCCAAGAUUGUCUGGAUUAUGUUCGAGAAAUGAGCAUAGCAAAUGAGAUUGAGGAUCUUCAGAAUAUAAAGGAACUUGGUACUUCGAUAUUGGAGCUAUUUGAACCAUUACAAAAAUACAGAAGAAGUUUGGUAUCUACUUUUUUGUCAGAAAAGCUAGCUUUAUAUUCCUCUCAACUGUGCACAACGUUUGAGAUGCUAGUACAAUUGGCUCAGGAGCAGCAUCGAUUAAAUGCACCAAUCUAUGCUUGCAAGAAGUAUAUCUGUGAAAGAUUGUGUACUUGUUGUGAAAUGAUCUUAAACUUAUUGAAUGGAUCAAAUCCGUCACUGGAAGAGGAAGCUUUCGAGAAGGACAAUCAUUUCGUCUAUAAAAUGGAUUUAGCAUUAGACAUUCUAUUAGAAAUGUCAAACAAAACGCAUCAGGAGCAAUUAUCUGAAUGUGGAGAACUAUGGUCGAGGCUGGAAGAUGUUUUUUCUCAUGCUAUGGCAAUUACUCAAGUGUGCCAGCUAUACAAUUUUAAAGCCAUAACCGGAUCAUGUCAGUCUAUAGUAUUGGAAUAUGAGAAAUUGAAGCAGCAAUUAUUAUCGGAAACACCAGAUCCGGCAUUAAAUAACUUAUUUAUGCACACUUUGACCGAUUCUCUUUAUCGUUUAGAACGUAAAGUCAAUAUAGCAGUAUUAACACUCGCGAUGGAAGUAUUCAGCAAUCCUUAUGCGGCUUUGAGAAAGCUCGUUAUGACGUGCGGAAAUUCAUUAAGCGCAAAAACAAGAUCUAUGAAUGAUCUGAAAAAUCUUAUAGAAGAUUUUGAUCAACUUUUUGACCAAACUGUGCAAAUAGGAAUAUUUGCUAUCGCGUGUUGCAAGGACAUGAAUCGUAAUAAUAAAAUUCGUAAUUGCCUCGCCGGAUUCGAAUCCUUAGAGACGGAAUUGAUUUCUGCAAUAACUUCCUUCUACUUACAUCCAGAUAAUAAAGAAAUGCGUUCCAACGUCAAACUGUUGACUUACCAGUGGCAACGAGAGAUGACCAAGUUUCAAAAUGUUGUAAACCUCAUUAUAAAUUCAGCUGCCUUUUGCGAAAUAGUCAUGGACAGUCUUCAAGAACGUAUAACAGCAAUCUCGGAUUGUUUAGAUAAUAGACAGCCGGUAACGCAAUCUCAGGUGCAAGGUAUUGUUCAACGUGCUUCAGCUUUAUCUAGCCAAGUGACAACGAUUGUAAAUGACAUUGGGACUGAAAAUAUUGAUCGUCAUACAAUAAUGAUGACAAGGGAAUUGAAAGCAGCUAUAUUUGAGGCCAAUAAAGCUGCCAAGACUCUCCUGAUUGAAAAUGCAACAGAGCCUCAGCAAUUGCGGGUGAUAAAACGGUGUGAAUUAAUAUUGAAUGUUGUUCAAAGAUUACAGCCUGCUCUAACUAUGAUCAUGAAUAGUACAUUACAUGAAAAAUCUGUAAGAACUCAAGGAGAUUCCAGCCAUGGUAUUAUUUCAAAAACUAUCAAUUUCCCAUCUACAAUUUAUGGUUUACCACGCGAUGAAAAUUGUAUAGCUUAUAUUAGAACACCCUAUACAGUAAAAGCGCAUAAAUCACAAGUGUCUAUUCAACCAGCAAAUAGCGUCGGAAUGCAAAAACCAUCAGAUUUGUCACAUUUGAUACCUUAUAUAAAAAGCGGUCGUACUUUGCGCAGCGAGCAUUCCAUUAUGUAUAACACGCUGCAUAAAAAUAAAAAUGUAACAGAACCAGUUGUCAAAAGCGACGUAUCUCUUAGGAAUCUGUCUAGUGUUAGACAACAUCUUUUUAGUAGAGAUAGUUUUAAAGUUCAAACUUUAAACAUUGAUAUAUCUGAAGAGAGCAUGGAUUUAACAGCUAUCUUAGAGAAGAUGACUUUGUCGUUUACAUCAAAACAUGCAACGUUUACAUCUUGCAAAUCCUUAAAAGUACAGAAUGUAUCUUCUGAAAGUGCAAAUAAAGAAGAAGUCAUUUCUAAUACCACCGGAGAAAAAUUAUCUGGAAUUAUUAAAGAAGAAGCAAAAAAAGGUCCAAAUAAAUGUACAAUAACGGAGAAGGUGGGUGAUUCUACUAUAUCUGGUGGUGGUGAUGCAUCUGUAAUCAUGGAAACCUGUCAAAAGCUUAACAGUGUUCAACUUUCAAGCAAUAAGAUUGAAAAAUCAACAUCAGAAAAACACGAGAUUUAAAAAGAGGAAAUUAUUUCAUACAUGAAUCUCUAUUAUUAAAUAAACAUUUAGUGUAUAAUUGUUAUCAAUUAUAAAAAACAGUAUUUAAAGGUUGCAGUUAUAUGUAAUUAAAAUAUGAUAAAUAUUGAUACAUGUAUUAAAUAUAAUA
Molecule: messenger RNA, 3980 nt
Organism: Nylanderia fulva
Lineage: Eukaryota; Metazoa; Arthropoda; Insecta; Hymenoptera; Formicidae
Gene: Spt
Product: Spitting Image
Biological process (GO): cell-cell adhesion; cell migration; cellularization
Cellular component (GO): cytoplasm; catenin complex; membrane
Molecular function (GO): actin filament binding; beta-catenin binding
Source: RefSeq, a predicted model, not a curated record